This is a messenger RNA of Schistocerca piceifrons (Central American locust), 3065 nucleotides long. RefSeq lists its product as uncharacterized. Gene Ontology annotation, molecular function: monocarboxylic acid transmembrane transporter activity. NCBI's taxonomy places the organism in Eukaryota, Metazoa, Arthropoda, Insecta, Orthoptera, Acrididae. The record is from RefSeq and is a predicted model, not a curated record. Gene Ontology annotation, biological process: transmembrane transport; monocarboxylic acid transport. The transcript is spliced from 10 exons.
AUGCUGAUAAGGCACAGUGCGGAGAAGGCUUUCUGGAGGAAGAGCACGGCAGACUUUUACACGCAGUGUCUGAAGGACGCACUCAACUGUCCUCCAGACGACGACCUGCUUCUCACGCGAGUCAGAGGAAUAAAGGCGCGACUACUCAAUAUCAGGCGUCAACAGAUGAAAGGCGUCGUCGUCCGCAGCCAGACACACGGCCCCGCUGAAGAUGAACCUGCCACUCUGCACCACCUGCAUAGAGAGAGGGAGAGGGCACAAAACAGAACUAUAAGGGAGCUUAGCGACGCAACUGGCCGCAAGAUAACAACUAGGAGGGACAUGAUGCGUCACAUAGAAGUGCACUUCUCUGAACUCUUCAAGAGCGAUGUGCCAGACGACGCAGAAACAGCAAAAAUACUAGAAGGAACGCGCAGACGGGUGAACGACACCGAUCGCGCUCUGCUGACGGAGGCCGUGUCAGAGGAUGAAACGGAGAGCCAGUGCUCGUGCUCGGAGCGCGCGCAGGAGAGCGCCCGCCUGACGGCGCAGGACGACGACGGCUCGCCGGGCGACGAGGACGCGCUCAGUUUCUGCGAGUACCACGACGUGCCGCCCCCGCCCGACGGCGGCUACGGCUGGGUCAUCGUCUUCGCCUCCUUCAUGUGCAACAUGAUCGUCGACGGCAUCGCCUACACGUUCGGCAUCUUCCUGGGCGAGUUCGUGAACUACUACGGGGAGGGCAAGGGCAAGACGGCGUGGGUCGGCUCGCUGCUCUCCGGCAUGUACCUCAGCGCCGGGCCGGUGGUGAGCGCGCUGACCAACAAGUACGGGUGUCGCGCCGUCUGCAUCGCGGGCAGCAUCAUCGGCUGCGCCGCCUUCGUGCUCAGCAUCUUCUCGCCCAACGUCAACGUCCUCAUGCUCACGUACGGAGUCAUGGGUGGCAUUGGAUUUGGACUGAUCUACCUGCCAGCGGUAGUAUGCGUCGGAUACUACUUUGAGACCAAACGGUCGCUGGCUACUGGAAUUGCAGUGUGCGGCUCUGGUUUCGGCACAUUUGCAUUUGCGCCAGUUGCUACGAUACUGCUAGAAACCUUCGGCUGGAAAGGUUCUAACCUCGUACUCGCUGGAGUUAUUCUUAAUUGUGCCGUGUUCGGUGCUAUGAUGAGGUCUCUGGAAUACCAGAAGGUGCCGAGCUGCAAGCCGCUGCUGCAGCGGAUGGCCGAAGAGAAGCGCUUCCAGAUGGAGCGCGGCUCAAUCGGCGGCUCGUACUUCAUGGUGAUGCUGCCGGACGGCACGAUGGAGCGCCGCCUCAAGAUGCCCAUCAACAUCGACCCCGGCGUGCACUCCAGCUUCAACCUGGACCAGCUGGCGGCGGCGGCGGGCGGCGGCGUGGUGACGGGCGGCGCGACGCCGCUGACGCCGGUGCCCACGGUGCCGACGCUGCCCACCAUCUCGGAGGUGAAGGCGCCCGAGCAGAGCGGCUCGAGCGGCGCGUCGAGCGCGGGCAGCGGCGAGCUGCGGCGCCGCCAGGCCGACGAGGCGUCGCCCGACCGCGACCAGAAGGCGGUGCGCGACGACGCGCGGCCCGCCAUCCCGCGCAACGCGUCGCAGCCCGCCUUCACCACGCACGUCCAGGGGCUGCCCAAAAACGGCUCCGUGCCCUUCUUCGACCGCAUCCGCAAGACGAGCGCCGGCGAGCGGUACAGGCCCACCCUGGGCGCCAUCAAGGUCUCCAGAGGAAACGUCAGCUCCAACGGGGACAUACGAAAGUCUUUACAUCUCCGCCUCUCCAACUCGUCCGUCGUGGCUGGCUCUCGCAACAACAACUGCGAGGAAAUGUGGUCCAAGACGGACAUAGGAGAAAAUGAGAGCAUAUGCUUUACAACAUCGAAAUCAAGCAUUCCCCGAGAAAAACGUGAAAUAGUGAGGCCACUGUCUCGAAAGGAUAUAUUCUACUCAGGUUCUGUAAUAAAUCUUCCUGAAUACAAGAGUCAGAAAUCAUUAACAAGCUACAGGCAAAGCGUAAUUUCACUGCCCAAAUAUCCUCAGGAUCAAUUAGACAUCGAGGGAGAGGGAGGAGGAAGAUGCCCAUGCUCACAGUAUUGUCCUGAAUCAUUUAGAUCAAUUUUGGGGACGAUGAUGGACAUGUCUUUGCUCAAAGAUCCCGUGUUUAUGCUCAUUAGCGUCAGCAAUUUGUUUGGCAUGAUGGGACUGUAUGUACCAUUUGUGUACCUGGUUGAUGCUGCAAUUCUUGAUGGAACUGAUUCCAACUCAGCAUCAUUUCUUUUGUCAAUUAUUGGUAUUACUAACACCGUGGGGAGAGUGGCAUGUGGCUAUCUAGCUGAUUUUCCUUGGAUGGACUCUUUGCUGCUGAAUAAUAUUUGCCUUGUUGUAUGCACAUUUGCUGUUGCUGCCACACCUUUCUGUCAUACCUAUGCAGCAUAUGUUGCAAUGGCAAUAUUUUUUGGUCUUGCUGUCUCUGGCUACAUAUCUCUCACAUCCAUCAUCCUUGUUGAUCUUCUGGGGCUUGAUAAGCUCACAAACGCUUUUGGCCUUUUGAUUUUGUUCAGAGGUGGUGCAGCAAUUGUAGGGUCACCACUAGCAGGAGCUGUAUAUGAUGCAACCAAGAGCUAUGCCAUACCUUUCUACAUGGCCACUGCAUUCUUCCUUGUCUCAGCAGUGACCAGCUUCCUGGCACCAUCACUGAAACGCUGCCUAGCAUCACCUACUGCUCCACCUAUCCCUGAUGCACUUACUCCAAUUAAUGAGGAUGUGGAAGAAUAAAAUGAGUCAGAUGUUGUGCCAGAAAUUAUUGAGACUGCUCCUUCUCCAUCAGAAAUAAAACAAAUUGAGUCAGUAUUGUGAAAAGACAUUUAGUUUCCAAUGUCACCAAAGAUAAUAUUCACCUUAGUGAACAAUUUAUAUGCACAACUUAUAAUAUUUGUUGACUGACUGGACAGCACUCAAAAGAGGUCAUGAAGUGAAAGUUUUACAUGUAUAUCAAAUAGGCUAUUACAGUAUUUAACGAACACCACAUAUAGCGGGUCUUUAUACAUUUUUAUCCUAUUUUUCAAAAAGUUGCC